AUGUUUUUGUAUUUAAAAUCUUGCAUUCUCUUGAUUUUUCUUAUUAACCAAGUUGUUUCAAAUUGGAGACUUGUAGAUUACAGUUUUACAGAGGAUGAUAUAUAUGAAAACAAUUGGAAAAUGAGAGAUGAUUGUGACAGUUCUUCUGACUCUUCAUUUUAAUAAGAAGCAUGUGGAUAAAAUUAAUUGUCUUAUGUUAGUUUGAAGAAAAGUAGGAGAUUGUUAUUAAAAUCAUUUAACUAUAAGAGCUAUUAAGUUUAAGUAAUUCUUGAUGUCUUUUUUGGUUUUGCAGAUGAUAAUAAAAAUUCAUGGAUAAAAGUUUUGUAUGAUAGCAAUAUAGCAUCAGAAAAUGAAUAAUAACUUUAUAAAAGAGAUUAUAAAGAUGAUGAUCUAACUUAAAAUAGUAUUCGAAUUUGUAAUGACACUUCAAGUUCAAGUAGAUUUGAAUUGAAAACUAUUGUAAGUACUAUUGGAAAUUCAAAUACUNCACUCUAUAAUAUUAACUUUUUUGCUAUUUUUAAUUUUCUAAAUGCAAAGGAAGAUUUUACCCUCAAAAUUAAAAGAAAUUUGGAAUGUAAAAGGCAGAGAUUGAAACAGGAGAAAGAAGUUUUCUCAAAAAUAUCAAUAGAUUAUUAAUGA
Messenger RNA from Paramecium primaurelia, 639 nucleotides. Lineage: Eukaryota; Ciliophora; Oligohymenophorea; Peniculida; Parameciidae. The record is from the annotation of a GenBank genome assembly.